Messenger RNA from Myiozetetes cayanensis, 1892 nucleotides. It is a transcript of the gene RHBDL1, whose product is annotated as rhomboid like 1. The transcript has 8 exons. Gene Ontology annotation, cellular component: membrane. Gene Ontology annotation, molecular function: serine-type endopeptidase activity. The coding region runs from base 163 to 1353 and encodes 396 amino acids. The record is from RefSeq and is a predicted model, not a curated record. Lineage: Eukaryota; Metazoa; Chordata; Aves; Passeriformes; Tyrannidae.
CUCCCGGCGCCGCCGCUCGCCGCUCGCUCCCGGGCCCGCCGCAACGCGGGGCUGGCGGGAGAGCCGCCCCCGCCGCCGCCCCCUGCCGCCCGCGCCGCUCCCCUGCCCGGCUCGCCGGCCCCGGGCGCGGGGGAGCGGCGGAGCCCUCCGCCCGCCGGGUGCAUGGACAGGAGCUCCCUGCUGCAGCUCAUCCAGGAGCAGCUCGACCCCGAAAACACCGGCUUCAUCGGGGUAGAGACGUUCGCCAGCCUGGUGCACAGCCAUGAGCUGCCCCUGGACCCCGCCAAGCUCGACAUGCUGGUGGCCCUGGCACAGGGCAACGACGAGGGGCAGGUCUGCUAUCAGGAGCUGGUAGACCUGAUCAGCAGCAAGCGCUCGAGCAGCUUCAAACGCGCCAUCGCCAACGGGCAGCGGGCGCUGCCCCGCGACGUCCUCCUGGACGAGACCGGCCUCGGCUUCUACAAGCGCUUCGUCCGCUACGUGGCCUACGAGAUCCUGCCCUGCGAGAUGGACCGGCGCUGGUACUUCUACCAGCACCGCACCUGCCCGCCCCCCGUCUUCAUGGCAGCCGUCACCCUCACCCAGAUCAUCGUGUUCCUCUGCUACGGGGCCCGGCUGAACAAGUGGGUGCUGCAGACCUACCACCCCGAGUACAUGAAGAGCCCCCUGGUUUAUCACCCCGGGCACCGGGCGAGGGCCUGGCGCUUCCUCACCUACAUGUUCAUGCACGUGGGGCUGGAGCAGCUGGGGUUCAACGCCCUCCUGCAGCUGAUGAUCGGGGUGCCCCUGGAGAUGGUGCACGGCAUCCUGCGCAUCAGCUUCCUCUACCUGGCCGGGGUCCUGGCAGGCUCCCUGACUGUCUCCAUCACCGACAUGAGGGCCCCCCUGGUCGGGGGCUCAGGGGGGGUCUACGCCCUCUGCUCAGCCCACCUUGCCAACGUUGUCAUGAACUGGGCCGGGAUGCGCUGUCCCUACAAGCUGCUGCGGAUGGUGCUGGCGCUGGUGUGCAUGAGCUCCGAGGUGGGUCGCGCCGUGUGGCUCCGGUUCUCGCCGCCGCUGCCGGCCUCGGGCCCGCAGCCGUCCUUCAUGGCACACCUGGCGGGGGCCAUCGUGGGCAUCAGCAUGGGGCUGACCAUCCUGCGCAGCUACGAGGAGAGCCUGCAGGACCAGUGCGGCUGGUGGGUGCUGCUGCUCUCCUACGGCACCUUCCUGCUCUUCGCCGUCUUCUGGAACAUCUUCGCCUACGACCUGCUGGGGCACAGAUCCCCCCGCCGUAGCCCACCCCCGGCCCCGGCCCUUCGGUUGGUUUGUUUUCCAGGCCCGGUGGAGGGGCCGGGGGGUCCCCGCGCGUGACAUGGGGACAGGCCACCCCCGCCUGCCCCCUCGGUGCUACAGAACGCGCCGCCCCCGCCCCGGGCUGCGCCCCCGAAUGUACCUGCCGACCCUCCGCGCUGUACCCCCGCCCCAAAGGAUGCUUCAGCCCUGCCCUGGCAUCGCCGACCCCCCCGGGGUGCCCGCAGGGCUCGGGAUGUGCCCCCCGGAAGGAGCCGAGCGCGGGGACCCCCCCGCUGGCUCCUGUACCCCCUCCCCAGGGUGGGGACCAACACUCGUUGCCCCCCCAAGGACCUGCACUUUCACACGAAGGACUGGUGCCAAAAUAGGAGCGAUUUAUUUUUCUAUGCCAAAAUAAAUAUAAAUAAAAGAAAGAGAGGAAUUAAAAAAAAAAAAAAAAAAAAAAAAGAAGGAUAUGGGGAGAGCCCGGCAGGAACCAGCUGAGACCGGCACAACUCGUUUCGGCAGUGCCCUCGGGGCGCAGCCCCCCCUUCCCCGCGCCCCGGCCCCCCCUGCUUUGCUGCCAGCGCCCUCCCCGGGGUGGGGGUUCGCCCAGGAUG